AGUUACUUGUUCUCCAAGCUGAACAAUUUUUCAGUUUUAGGGUUUCUCUUCUACCUAUAAAUACAUUUACCAUUGAGAAACCCUAGUGAAAGCGACACAAAUCCCUUGAGAAACCCUUGUGAAAGCGUCCGAAACAAUAACCAAUUCUCUCUCUCUUUCAAUGACUUCUUCCACUGCGACCCUUCUUGGCCCACCUUCCGUCGCCAACGUCGAGACACCAACCCACAAACCAGCUACAAUCAAUUCACCAAAAAACCCUGUUUCCGAUGACUACGACUUGACCGCUACUCUAAACCUCGAAGAACCACCAAAGGGUUUAACAGAAAACUUCUCGCCCACGUUUCUCUCCUCCGGGAACCCAUGUCUCGAUUUCUUCUUCCACGUAGUUCCCAACACUUCUCCAGAAGAUCUAGUCCAAAGGCUUGCAGUUUCUUGGUCUCACGAUCCUUUGACUACGUUGAAGCUCGUCUGCAAUCUCAGAGGAGUUAGAGGAACUGGGAAAUCAGAUAAAGAAGGUUUUUACACAGCUGCGUUUUGGCUUUACAAGAAUCACCCCAAAACCCUAGCUUUGAAUCUCCCUGCUCUUGUUGGUUUUGGGUAUUUCAAAGAUUUGCCUGAGAUUCUGUAUCCGAUCUUGGAAGGUCAGCAGAUAGACAGAGGACACAGUCGGAUUUGGAGGAAGACGGUCCAGAAGCCAUUCAAGCGGAACAAGAUACGCUCAGAGAUUUGCAGUGAACUGGAAGAUCGUGUUUUGGAAACUGCAGAGGAGAUUAGUGGUCCUGUCAAGGCUAGGGCUUUAAAGAAACAGAGAGAGUUUGAGAAGGCAAAGAAAGCUUUAGAGAGGUAUAACUCUGAUGCUAACUACAGAUUACUCUUUGAUGGAAUUGCUGAUUUGUUUGCGGAUUUGUUAAAAUCGGAUUUGAAGUAUUUGAAUUCGAAUGAGCUGAAUAAGAUUGGUUUAGCUUCGAAGUGGUGUCCUUCGGUUGAUUCUUCGUAUGAUAAGACUACUUUAAUAUGUGAGGCAAUUGCUAGAAGGUUGUUUUCUAGAGAUGAGUAUGAAGGAAUCGAAGAAGCACAUUAUGCUUAUAGGAUUAGGGAUCGGUUGAGGAAAGAGGUUCUUGUGCCAUUGCAUAAAGCGCUCGAGUUGCCUGAGUUGUCUAUGAGUGCAAACGGAUGGGAUUUGUUGAAGUAUAAGAGAGUUGCUUCUGUGGCUAUGAAGAAUUACAAGAGGCUCUCUGUGGAACAUGAUAGUGAGAGGUUUAGUAAGUUUCUGGAGGAUGUGAAAUCCGGGAAGGAGAAGAUUGCGGCUGGUGCGUUGCUUCCUCAUCAGAUAAUAAAGCAGCUGGAGGAUAGUGAAGUUGGCGCAGAAGUUGCAGAGCUUCAAUGGAAGAGGAUGGUGGAUGAUCUUGCCAAGAAAGGGAAGCUGAAGAGUUCACUAGCGGUUUGCGAUGUCUCGGGAAGCAUGACUGGUACACCUAUGGAGGUUUGUGUGGCGCUCGGGCUAUUGGUUUCGGAACUUAAUGAAGAGCCCUGGAAAGGGAAAGUUAUUACCUUUAGCAAAAAGCCGCAGCUUCAUAUUAUAACGGGUUCGAGUCUGAUGGAAAAGAGUGAGUUUGUUAGAGAAAUGGAUUGGGGAGUAAACACAGAUUUCCAAAAGGUGUUUGAUCAGAUUCUUAAGGUUGCAGUCAAGAAUAACAUAACUGAUGAUCAGAUGAUUAAGCGGUUGUUUGUGUUCAGUGACAUGGAGUUUGAUGAAGCAACAGGAAACAGACAUUUGAAGAAACAGUCCAAGGAGAAAUGGGAGACAGAUUAUGAGGUGGUUCAGAGGAAGUAUAAGGAGAACGGUUUUCAGAAUGUUCCGGAAAUUGUAUUUUGGAACUUAAGAGACUCGUCGGCUACACCUGUGGUGGCUAAGCAGAAAGGAGUGGCUAUGGUUAGCGGGUUUUCGAAAAAUCUACUGACUCUGUUUCUUGAAGAAGGUGGGAUCAUGAAUCCUGAAGAUGUCAUGUGGUUAGCCAUUAAAGGUGAAGAGUAUAAGAAGCUUGCUGUUUAUGACUGAGAUAAACAUGCACAAGUUUUAAAUGCUUAUAACUAAGAAGAUUUUUUUUUUUC
Molecule: messenger RNA, 2112 nt
Organism: Camelina sativa (false flax)
Lineage: Eukaryota; Viridiplantae; Streptophyta; Magnoliopsida; Brassicales; Brassicaceae
Source: RefSeq, a predicted model, not a curated record